Monopterus albus (swamp eel) is the source of this 2010-nucleotide messenger RNA. It is a transcript of the gene amh, whose product is annotated as anti-Mullerian hormone. Gene Ontology annotation, biological process: gonad development. Bases 123 to 1769 code for a protein of 548 amino acids. The record is from RefSeq and is a predicted model, not a curated record. The transcript is spliced from 7 exons. NCBI's taxonomy places the organism in Eukaryota, Metazoa, Chordata, Actinopteri, Synbranchiformes, Synbranchidae. Gene Ontology annotation, molecular function: growth factor activity.
CAGUCAGUGAGAAGGAAAGGUGGGAGGAUAAGACUCCCAUCCUCUAGAGCUUGACCCAUUCAAAACAAGCAAUUGAGAAAGGCUUGACCACACAGGCAUACAGUUCAUUGAAACUGUGAAGCAUGGUGGGUGUGAAUGUGCUCUACUGUAGAGCGUUAAUGCUCUGCUGGACCCAGCUCUUUGUGGCCCCACAUGUCCAUGGACAGCAGCUGAUCCUUGACCCCACAAUGACAGGCCACCGUGCAAUGAACUCCACAGAAACUGGAGAUGAUUUGGAGAUUAAAAAUGCAGAGCACGCAUUCCCAUCAGCAAAAGCAGCUUCCACAGUGUCUCAUCACAUCCCUCACAACAGCCUGUGCUUUGUGGAUGACAUACUCUCAGUGUUGCGUGAUUGUGUGGGGAACGACGGUGAACUCACAAACAGCAGUUUGGCGCUGUUUGGAAUCUGCACAGUAUCUGAAAAUUCAUCAUGUUCAGUCUUGUUAGAGCUCGCUAAGGAAACAAGCAGAAACCACAGACGACUAUCGCAGGUUGUGCUUCCGAGUGGAGUGCUGGUGGAAGAGGACGACGAAAGAGGAGCGCUCAAGUUGACCUUUGACCCCCCACAGUCUCCUUCGCUCACAAUGAACCCUGUGCUGCUCCUGACAUUUGAAGGUCCACUCAGAGGAGGAGACCUGGACAUUACUUUCACUAGUCAGUCACUGGAGCCUAACACACAGUCUGUGUGCAUUUCAGGAGAGACACAGUACCUACUACUGACAGGAAAAGCAUCAGAGGGCAACAUUUACCAGAAAUGGAGGAUUUCUGUUGAAACUAAAUCCCCUGACAUGGAGCAAAGCCUAAAAGACAUUUUUAUUGGUGGAAAAUCUGGAAGUAACAUCAACGUGACUCCACUUCUGCUUUUCUCUGGGGAAACAGGAACUGAUACAAGAUAUGCACAUGUUUCAAGCUCAUCUCCAGCCUCCUCACAAACCCUGUCCUUCCUUUGUGAGCUGAAGCGGUUCCUGGGUGACAUCCUGCCUCAGGAGCACCCUAAGCCCCCUCUGGUCCAUCUGGACUCCUUACAGUCCCUGCCUCCUCUGGCACUUGGCUUAUCCUCCAGUGAGACCCUGCUAGCAGAGCUGAUCAGCUCCUCAGCCCCCACCGUCUUCUCCUUCACUAGCUGGCACUCCAUGUUUCAUGUGUAUCAUGGAGAAUUGGCCCUGUCUCCUGCACUGUUGGCAGAGCUCAGGCAGAGGUUGCAGCAGACUGUGACACAGAUAAGAGAGGUAAUAAGGGAGGAGGAAGUGGAUCGCAGUGCCACAGAGAGGCUGGGGAGGCUUGAAGAAGUCAGUGUACUUCUGAAGAAGGAACCAGCAGCAGGAGAGACCCAAUACCGUGCACUUCUUCUGCUGAAGGCUCUGCAGACGGUGACCUGUGCAUAUGAGCUGCGGAGAGGACUGCGGGCCACCAGAGCAGACCCCAGUAACCCAGUGAGGGACGACGGCUGUGGGCUGAAGAGCCUCACCGUGUCCCUUGUAAAGAGUGCCCUGAGUCCGUCCACUUCCAACAUCAAGAACUGCCAUGGCUCUUGUUCUACCCCGAGGUAUAAAAUCACUGUCCAUGCUGUCCUGCUCACAUCGCACAUUGCUAGUGAAAAUGGGGAUGAGCGGGCCCCGUGCUGUGUGCCUGUGGCCUAUGAACCCCUGUACAUGGUGUUUGGUAACGAAACUGGGACUUAUGUUUCCACUGUACCAGAUGUAGUGGCAAAGGAGUGUGAAUGCCGCUAAAGCAGUUUUCUUUUUAGUGUGUAUUUUUGACACCGAUGAUAUUUUAACUUGUUUUGUGUAACAAUCACUCACCGUAGCUUGUAGUAUCCCUUGUCACUAAAUGUAUUUAUGCAUGCAGUAUUAAUGAUACACUGAUAUAAAAGGCACAUCUUGAUUCAGUGUCUUCUUUAUAUGCUUGUUUGGAGUAGCUGCACACAGCAGAAUGUUUCUCACACUUAAAAUAAUAAAGUUUAUGGAAAAC